AUGAAGGAGGUGCUUCACUUGAAGACUGCUUGCCCUGUCCAGGGGGGAAAGACUGCAGCACUAGUGGGACGUCAGAGCUCCGGGACUGUCCAAUUUCUUAUUACUGCCCUGAAGGAUCCUCGAGGGUCAUUCCUUGCCCUGUCGGGACUUACAGGCCUCGUCUCGGAAGAUCAAUGCACCAAGUGCCCCCCAGGGAAAUUUUGCAGCAUGGCCAGCUCCUCAGCUCCAUCUGGCAACUGUGAGCCUGGUUUUGUGUGCUACGGCGGAGCAACAAUAGCAACACCUACUGAUGGAAUCACAGGAGCGCAGUGCCCCAGUGGAGGCUAUUGUCCUGCUGGAGCUGAAAGAGUGACCCCGUGCCCUGCUGGGUAUUACAAUUCACGACCUGGAGCGGGGUCCCCCUCUGAUUGCCUUGAAUGCCCUCCUGGCUUAUACUGUGACGGCACAGUGGUUAGCGACGGGGGCAUUACGGGCCCGUGCAAAGAGGGCUACUACUGCGAGGCAGGCUCAGCAACGGCAACAGCCAAUGAAGCCCCCAAGGGUUCAUAUGCUCCAGAAGGAAGCAGUACCUAUCUUCUUUGCAACCCAGGGACAUUCCAGAACGAAACUGGCAGUGCAGCCUGCUUGCCGUGUUUAGCAGGAACGUUCUGCCAGAGAUUGGUGAGUCCUAGACACUUGAAUGGCCUCCUGCGGCGCCCUUGA
Eimeria necatrix is the source of this 702-nucleotide messenger RNA. RefSeq lists its product as hypothetical. Lineage: Eukaryota; Apicomplexa; Conoidasida; Eucoccidiorida; Eimeriidae. Bases 1 to 702 code for a protein of 233 amino acids. The record is from RefSeq and is a predicted model, not a curated record. The transcript is spliced from 3 exons.